This is a messenger RNA of Struthio camelus australis, 2269 nucleotides long. The record is from RefSeq and is a predicted model, not a curated record. NCBI's taxonomy places the organism in Eukaryota, Metazoa, Chordata, Aves, Struthioniformes, Struthionidae.
GCCGGGGAGCGGGCGAACCGCGGCGCUCGCCGAGCGGUAAAAUGAAUUGUAGAAGGCUGUGCCGAUGGAAGAGGGGGUUCCUCUGGGAAAUACGCCCGUUCAGCUGCUCUUGAACGUAACAAAAGUUUAGCUAACUGUACUCCGAAUGUUUUGGGCACCUGCUUUCUGUAUCCUACGGGAUAUGGAGUGCUUGGCCGUGUUUGCAGUAGGUUUGAUGCGGCGCCUGUUGAUUUAAGAACGAACACGUGGCCUUUGAUAACCUUUUUUGGGCUUCUGUUCCAAUCGGUUUUCCUUUCCCAGUCCCUCUUCUCCCCCUCCUUUCCUGUGCCAGCCCUAUAAUGGACUUUAGUUGCCCUCUCCCAGGUGUGCCUGCCAGCACUUGCCCUUGAUAAAGUUUAAUUUGUUUUGCCUCAACAAAAUGAGUUUUUAUCGACCAUUUCGCAAGGCUGGAGAGAAGGCAAAAGAAAACGUCUUUUGCAAAGCAUCAACUAGUCAAGCAUUAAACAAAAAGUUACAGCGCUACAAGAUUAUGAGGCUUUCCAUCAGGGUUGGAGCUGUCAAAUAUUACUUACUAACCUUAACUAGAAAAACCCUAGCAGCACAAGUUCCCAAUUCUGUCUGCAGCUUCUCUUUAUGGAGUUCUCUUUCCUCAGUAAUAGCCUUCCCUCGCUGGAUGUGAGAUGCUUUGCUUUCCCUGGUGUGAUAUCUGCUAAUUCAAAAAAAAAAAAAACCCAAAACUGCAACCUCCCCCAAGCUGUUUUUGUGUGUGAUAUUGGAAACAGGAGGUGCCUCAAUUUACUUUGUUAUGCAGCAUUUUAAAAUAAUUUUACCAAGUUAUUCAAUCUAAACUUUAGGAAAAGGCUUUUUACUUGUUUCCUGCUUGUCGUUUGGGUUGGUGCGAGUUCCAGUGCAUUCUCGUAGCUAAAAUCAAGCAAACUAAUCCUUCAGGUAAAUGCGUAAGAGAAUGAGUAUAAAUCAAGCCUAGAUAAACUGCGUGUUCUUGUUAAAGAAACCUCAUUAAGAAGAUUAUAUCCCUUUUCUUUACUGCAUAUUUCUAAUUUUCAUUAUUCUAUUAAAAUCCACAACAAAAUGGAUUUUUCACAUCCAAAGCCUGUGGGUAUAACAGCAUUCCAGGGUCUCUAAAAAUUGCAAAAAUAAGGUAAGUUUUUUCCAGACUUUGUCAGCAGAAUGUGCCCUGUUCAGCAAUAAUUUUUUAAACGAAAAUAGAACUUAGGGACUUCUUCAUAAAUCAGGUUGUGAGGGGGAUAGAAGGGUUUGGGUCCAUGGCAUUUCAUAUAAUUUCAUAUUUAGUGGUGUAGUUUGGGUGGGAAGAUUAGCAGAAGGAAAAAAAUUUCCGUACUGGCUUCCUAAGUUUUCCAAACUGAUGCAAAACUUGAUUCAAAUGCAGCUCCAGUUAAAAUUGUUUCAGGGUGGUUUGGGUGGCUACCACUCAUGGGCCCAAACUGUUCCAUUUUAAACUGGCUAAGAGUGUGCUUUUUAAAAUGUCUUGUACCACGGUUUGGCUUUGCUGACCAGCCAAACUGCGUGUCUGUUUCAAAUCAUGUUUAAACCGUUCAGCAAACUGCUCAGUCUGAGUCCAGUAUAGACAGGUUCUCAAUGUACUUCAUGAAGAAGUCAUUGCAAGACUUCUCCCUCUGCUAAUGUGUGAGAGUUCUCCCAGAUGUAACAGUGUGUAUCCAUAUACUCUUGCUUUUCAGCCCCUUGUCCACGUUUGUGCCAAAAACCUGGUGGCAUUUGUGUCGCAGGAAGCUGGGAACAAACCUGUCCUUCUCGCCAUGGCUUUAAAGGACAAGACCGUGGAAGGAAUACAAGCUCUACGGGAAGUGAUCCGAAGUUGCCAAGUGUGGUGAAGUUGUGCCAUCUGGAUUCAAGGAAAUGAUCUUGAGUCCAUGACUCAUCACCACUUUUUAAAAAGGACAAAAAAUGAAAAUGAUGGAAUGUCUUUGUGCUGGUUUUGGACAUGGCUGAGGAAUUUCAUGGAUUUUUCUCUACCGUGUAGAAUAUUUGUGGCUUUUGCUAUUAUGACAGGUUUGCAGUCCAUACGGCCAGUGAUUAGAUGAUAACAAUUGUCUCAACAUACAAGAGAAAUUUUAUUUUUAUCACAUCGGGUGGGAUGUAUAUUUGGAAAACUGCACAGCUCUGCAUUUGUGUCCUGAUAAGUGAUAGAUUCCAAACUCUGUAACUGCAAAACACUGUACUGCAAAGGGGAAACACCCAGUGCAGAGCAAAUAAAAGAAACAGUGAUGAA